Molecule: messenger RNA, 755 nt
Organism: Epinephelus fuscoguttatus (brown-marbled grouper)
Lineage: Eukaryota; Metazoa; Chordata; Actinopteri; Perciformes; Serranidae
Product: C-X-C motif chemokine 10-like
Exons: 4
Coding region: 165-449 (94 amino acids)
Biological process (GO): antimicrobial humoral immune response mediated by antimicrobial peptide; inflammatory response; neutrophil chemotaxis
Cellular component (GO): extracellular region
Molecular function (GO): chemokine activity; CXCR chemokine receptor binding
Source: RefSeq, a predicted model, not a curated record
AAAAUUUCCCUGAUGACAGGAAGUGCGAUGAGGUCAGUGUCUGAUGAGAGUAUUUAAGCUGACCGUCAGGCUCCUAGCCUCACAGUCCUCCUGCUAUCACCUUCACCAGUGGAAGUUUCUUCUCCCGCACCGCAGCGUCGUCUCGACCACAGAGGAAACCAAACAUGUCCCACAUCAUGAAGGUGUUUCUGCUCCUGGCUGUCAUCAUCUGCAUCUCUACAGCUCAGAUGGGCCGCCAGUCAGGAAGGUGUCUGUGUGAACGCGUCAGGAACAUAAUCCCAUCGAAGUCCAACGUAAAGGAAGUCAAGAUCUACCAAGCGACCAUCUUCUGCGACAGAGUGGAGAUUGUGGUCACCAAGAAAAACGGCUUUCGUUACUGCCUGGACCCCGAGCUGGACGCUGUGCAGAAACUCCUGGCCUCCCUCGUGAAACCGAAAACAACAGCCUGAUCAACUGAGCUCCCGUCCACCAGCACGGACCAAUGAGAAGUUUGAUGACCUCUGACCCACCAAACGCACUUUCAGUGAAUGUAGACGUGACAUGAGUGAAAGCUUUAUAUCUAUUUAUCUCAUAUUUAUACUGACAGCACUGAGACUGUGUCUCCGCUCUAUUUUAUUUCCUUGUUUUUUAAAUGUGACUUGUGAACCAAACGGUUUGUAUUUUGGGAAUUUAGGAGUUUUUUAAUUAAUAAAAAAAAAUAAAAAAAAAUCAAAGAAGCACUGAGUGAUUGUUUUUUGUUCUGAGCCUGACACUGC